Molecule: messenger RNA, 306 nt
Organism: Echinococcus granulosus
Lineage: Eukaryota; Metazoa; Platyhelminthes; Cestoda; Cyclophyllidea; Taeniidae
Exons: 4
Coding region: 1-306 (101 amino acids)
Source: RefSeq, a predicted model, not a curated record
AUGAACGCAUCUAAACCUCCCUUACCGGACAGAAAGACGCCCAUAGGAGCAACAAAAAAUGAGCAGCGGACCAUCUGCCGUGUGCAUCGUGUGUGUUUGGUGGAAAUAGGAGGUGAUGUGGGGGAGCAGAGAUCUCCUAAUACCCCCCUCCUCCACACUCCGGAGUCUCCCAGAAUGUAUUCUGGGGGAGACGAGAGGAUAGGUUGUGCGUACACCGAUCCUCUUCAGCCAAAGUUGGAGGGAAUGGUGUCUUCGCCUCUAAAUAGGCAAGCUUUCACCACUGUAUCAUCUACUGAUUAUGCAUGA